AUGAAAGAAGCUUUCUACAUCGAAGCUUGUUCCCACACUUAUUGCUCCGAGUGUGUCGUAAUGUACAUUGAUUCAAAUCUGCAAAACAACAUCAGCAACAUCCGUUGUCCCUUUAUUGGUUGCACUGGUUUGUUGGAAAUCGAUAGUUGUCGUAGGAUUCUUCCGGCGGAGAUUUUCGAUCGGUGGGGGCAGGCGUCCUGCGAGGCGAUGUUUGAUGCUUCGGUGAAAGUAUAUUGCCCCUUUGCAGACUGUUCAGCUCUUUUGAUCAAAGACAGUAAAGAGGAGGUUCUUGGAAGAUCGAAAUGUCCAAAUUGUAAGAGGAUGUUGUGUGCAGAAUGUAAGGUUUCAUGGCAUGAAGGAAUGGAAUGCAGCGAGUUCGAGAAAAUGAAUGCUGACGAGAAAGAUGACGAAGGUGUUAUGUUGAUGAGCCUUGCCAAGGAUAUGGGGUGGAGGAGAUGCCCUAAUUGCAGAUUUUAUGUUGCCAGAUCUGAGGGUGUCGAUGUAGAUUUUGUUACAAAUGUGGAGAUAUUUUCUUGUCCAAAAUUUUUGAAGACUUGUGCAGUUGCUCCAAGCGGGGCCGGGCCGGCCCGUACGUUUCAACAAUUCCUCACUUCUGAAAGACUCGUUGCAAGAAUCGCAUAUCGUUUACGCUGCCAUUUGUAUUCACAACAUUAA
Vicia villosa (hairy vetch) is the source of this 675-nucleotide messenger RNA. Its product is annotated as E3 ubiquitin-protein ligase RSL1-like. The transcript has 2 exons. Gene Ontology annotation, molecular function: zinc ion binding; ubiquitin protein ligase activity; ubiquitin conjugating enzyme binding. Gene Ontology annotation, cellular component: cytoplasm; ubiquitin ligase complex. The record is from RefSeq and is a predicted model, not a curated record. Bases 1 to 675 code for a protein of 224 amino acids. Lineage: Eukaryota; Viridiplantae; Streptophyta; Magnoliopsida; Fabales; Fabaceae. Gene Ontology annotation, biological process: ubiquitin-dependent protein catabolic process; positive regulation of proteasomal ubiquitin-dependent protein catabolic process; protein polyubiquitination.